This is a messenger RNA of Phoenix dactylifera (date palm), 1324 nucleotides long. It is a transcript of the gene EIF2, whose product is annotated as eukaryotic translation initiation factor 2. Lineage: Eukaryota; Viridiplantae; Streptophyta; Magnoliopsida; Arecales; Arecaceae. Gene Ontology annotation, biological process: translational initiation. The record is from RefSeq and is a predicted model, not a curated record. Gene Ontology annotation, cellular component: eukaryotic translation initiation factor 3 complex, eIF3m. Gene Ontology annotation, molecular function: translation initiation factor activity; metallopeptidase activity; translation initiation factor binding.
CUUUUUAUUCUGCCGGGCGGACCUCACAACAAAAGAAAACCGCAACCCGCGAAGCCCUAAUCCCUUGCCUCAUCUCUCUCUCUCUCUCUCUCUGGGAGGCAAGCGGCGAGCGGCGAGCGGCGAGCGAGAUGGCGGCCGGCAAGCAGACGGUACUGCAGUUCUUCCCGUCGACGACGAGUCUGAGCGCGAGAGUCCACCCCGUGGUCCUCUUCAACAUCUGCGACUGCUACGUGCGGCGCCCCGACCAGGCCGACCGAGUCAUCGGCACCCUCCUCGGCUCCGUCUCCCCCGACGGCACUGUAGAGAUCAAGAACUCCUACGCCGUCCCCCACAACGAGUCCGCCGACCAGGUUGCUUUGGAUAUUGAUUACCAUCAUAACAUGUUUAUGUCCCACCAGAAAGUCAACCCAAAGGAAGUGAUAGUUGGAUGGUAUUCGACUGGCUUUGGUGUUUCAGGUGGGAGUACAUUGAUACAUGACUUUUAUUCAAGAGAAGUAUCAAAUCCUGUUCAUCUUACUGUUGAUACUGGAUUCCAAAAUGGUGAGGCUUCCAUCAAAGCUUAUGUGUCUGUCAAUUUGUCUCUUGGAGAUAGGCAACUUGCGGCGCAAUUUCAAGAAAUUCCUCUGGAUCUGCAGAUGAUCGAAGCGGAACGAGUUGGAUUUGACAUCUUAAAGAUGUCACUGGUGGACAAGCUUCCAAAUGAUUUAGAAGGAAUGGAAGCUUCAAUGGAAAGACUGCUUGCCUUGAUUGAUGAUGUCUACAAAUAUGUGGAUGAUGUUGUGGAAGGACGUGUAACCCCAGAUAAUAAUAUCGGGAGAUUCAUUGCAGAUGCUUUGUCAUCAGUUCCCAAACUUUCUCCGGCAGCAUUUGACAAGCUUUUCAAUGAUAGAAUUCAGGAUAAUCUUGCACUGGUUUACUUAUCGAGCCUCACUAGGACACAACUCAGUGUAGCAGAGAAGCUGAAUACUGCUGCCCAGAUAUUAUAGUUUCUCUACCACUCAUGAAUGAAAGCUGAGCCAUUCCUUAUUAUGAUUGGGCCACCCAAAGAUCUGAGCGUUGUGGUUGUUUGUCAGAGAAUGAAUAUCAUCAGAUUGUAACUCUUGACAGCAUUCAUUUUCAUUAAGUUGAAGUUUUGAAUUUUAUUUUCUAAAAAAAAUAUCUUAAGCUUUGAGAAUUAAAGGGAGUGGAAGGUUAUUAUGACAGGAGUAAUUCCUCUGAUGUUGUCAUCGAGGAUUUAUUUUUUAGUUAGUUUCUGCAAGACUUCAUCAAGAUAAAUUUGGCCUGGAACUGUUGCCCAUCUAUUAUAUGAAGUGUUAGCUUAUCA